GCCUUUUUCCCCGGUGCGCCAGGGCUGGCCUAGAGGCGGUGGAGGUGGGGACAAGAUGGAGUAUUUGCGGGUGCUGGGCCGGGGGCUGGGGCAGGUACGUGGGCACGGCGGCAUCUUCGGCUACCUGCGCCAGCUCUUCAGGAUAAAUGAUGUGAAGGUUGGCACAUUGGUAGGUGAAGACAAAUAUGGAAACAAAUAUUACGAAGAUAACAAACAGUUUUUUGGUCGACAUCGAUGGGUUAUCUAUACUACUGAAAUGAAUGGCAAAAAUACAUUCUGGGAUGUGGAUGGAAGCAUGGUGCCCCCUGAAUGGCAUCGUUGGCUGCACAGUAUGACUGACGACCCCCCAACGACUGUCCCUCCAACUCCUCGUAAGUUCAUUUGGAAGAACCACAAAUUCAACCUGAGUGGUACUCCUGAACAGUAUGUACCGUAUUCUACCACUCGAAAGAAGAUUCAGGAAUGGGUCCCACCUUCAAAACCUUACAAAUAGUCUCAGCUGGGAGUGAAGUUCCAGCUUUGCUAUCAGAUUGGAGUGUCUGUAAAUUGUACAUUUGAUGGCUAAAUCCUUUAAUAAAGUUUCAUUGUGUCCUUUGAA
Messenger RNA from Gracilinanus agilis (Agile Gracile Mouse Opossum), 598 nucleotides. RefSeq names its product NADH:ubiquinone oxidoreductase subunit A12 (gene NDUFA12). NCBI's taxonomy places the organism in Eukaryota, Metazoa, Chordata, Mammalia, Didelphimorphia, Didelphidae. The record is from RefSeq and is a predicted model, not a curated record. Gene Ontology annotation, biological process: mitochondrial respiratory chain complex I assembly; response to oxidative stress. The coding region runs from base 56 to 493 and encodes 145 amino acids. Gene Ontology annotation, cellular component: membrane. The transcript is spliced from 4 exons.